Messenger RNA from Corythoichthys intestinalis (scribbled pipefish), 5483 nucleotides. Its product is annotated as F-actin-monooxygenase MICAL3-like. The record is from RefSeq and is a predicted model, not a curated record. Gene Ontology annotation, molecular function: protein binding; FAD binding. Bases 130 to 4506 code for a protein of 1458 amino acids. The transcript is spliced from 20 exons. NCBI's taxonomy places the organism in Eukaryota, Metazoa, Chordata, Actinopteri, Syngnathiformes, Syngnathidae.
AGAGACGUCGGCGCUCGUUUUAGCUGCGGUCGCCGGACCGAACGCCUCGGUCGGCCGUCGGUGACAACGCGCCGCUCGUUCGAAUGAUCUCGGGGUCUACCUCCCGAAGCGGAGCCGUCCGUCGGCGCCAUGGGAAACCAGUCCCGCCCGGGAAAAGGUCAGGAGCUGUUCGACGAGUUUGCGUCGGCGUCCACCUGCGGGGGGGCGCUGCGUUCCUUCGGCCGGCUGUGCGAGCAGCUGCGCCUGGACGCGGGGCUCGCCGAACGACCGCUUUACCGCGCCAUCAGGCGGCGCCUGAGCUACUGGAAGGCCGACGCCCUGUGGAGCAAGUUGGACCGCCGGGCUUCUCGACGGGAGUACUCGCAGAACCGAGCCUGCCGCGACGCCACCUGCGCCGUGAUCGGGGCGGGGCCUUGCGGCCUUCGCACGGCGGUGGAGCUGAGCUUCCUGGGCGCUCGCGUCGUCGUCCUGGAGAAAAGGGACUCCUUCUCCAGGAACAACGUCUUGCACCUGUGGCCCUUCGCCAUCCAUGACCUGCGCGGCCUCGGAGCCAAGAAGUUCUACGGGAAGUUCUGCGCCGGCACCAUCGACCACAUCAGCAUUCGGCAACUUCAACUGGUUUUGCUCAAGGUAGCGCUGUUGCUCGGGGCAGAAGUUCACGUCAACGUAGAGUUCAAGCGCGUGGUGGAGCCGCCUACCGACCAGGGCUCUAGCGAGGUGGGUUGGACUCUGGAGGCGUGGCCGAAGUCUCACGUCGUCAACCGGCUGCGGUUCGACGUGGUCGUGGGAGCCGACGGUCACAGGAACACCUUGCCCGGUAAGGUCGCCGAUCGCGGUCCCCGGGAGUUCUCCCGGAGCCGACGGCGCGUCCCCCCCGCAGGUUUCCGGCGCAAGGAGUUCCGCGGGAAGCUGGCCAUCGCCAUCACGGCCAAUUUUAAAAACCGCAACACGCGGGCGGAGGCUAAGGUGGAGGAGAUCGGCGGCGUGGCGUCCAUCUUCAACCAGAAGUUCUUCCAGGACCUCCGUCGGGAAACCGGCAUCGACCUGGAGAACAUGGUUUACUAUAAAGACGAAACGCACUACUUUGUCAUGACGGCCAAGAAGCGCAGCCUGCUACACAAAGGCGUCUUCUUGCAGGACUUUGCCGACACGGAGCGACUUCUCUCUCGGGACAACGUGGACCAGAAGGCCUUGCAGGCCUUCGCCCGCACGGCGGCCGACUUUUGCACCGACGGGCAGCUACCGCGUCUGGACUUUGCCGUCAACCACUACGGCCGGCCGGACGUGGCCGUCUUCGACUUCACGUCCAUGUACGCCGCCGAGAAUGCCGCCGUGGUCCGCGGGCGGCGCGGCCACCGGCUGCUCGUCACGCUGGUGGGAGACAGCUUGCUGGAGCCCUUCUGGCCGACGGGGACCGGCGUCGCUCGAGGUUUCCUGGCCGCUCUCGACGCCUCCUGGAUGAUCCGCCGAUGGUGUCGAGGGGACCUACCUCUGGACCUCCUCGCCGAGAGGGAGAGCGUGUAUCGUCUGUUGGCGCAGACCACGCCGGAGAACAUGCGGAAAAACAUCGCUCUGUACUCUUUGGACCCGUCCAGUCGUUACGUCGACAUCCGUCCGAGCGUCACUCCCGAUCAGGUCAGACACCUGGUGGACUCGGGAGAGGCGGCGGGGCGGGACCCGGGAACGGGCGACCCGGGAACGGGCGACCUCGUCGACGCCUGGCCGGAAGAGGCCGUCGUUCCGGACGACGUCCGUUCGCGGCCGUUGGCGGAGUCCGAUCAGCUUCUUUUGUGGUGCCGCGAGCAGACGGCCGCUUACCCCGGCGUCGCCGUCGGCGACCUGACCGCGUCGUGGAAAAGCGGCCUGGCUCUCUGCGCUCUUGUUCACCGCUACAGACCCGAGCUCAUAGACUUCGACUCGCUCGACCCGGAGGCGGACCGAGAAAACAUCCGCUUGGCGUUUGACGUCUGCGAGCGAGAGUUGGGAAUUUGCCCCGUGAUGACGGUGGAAGAAAUGACUUCGGCGGGAGAACCCGACGCGCUGUCCAUGGUCGUCUACCUCAGCCGGCUUUACCAGCUGCUGCCGCGUGCCCCGCCCCCUCCGGCGCGGCGGAGUUCCGAGGCUCCGGCGUCGGCCGCCCCCCUCGGCGGACCGGAGCGGCAGAAUUCGAGCGCCAACGGACAUCGUCCAGAGAACGAGCGGACGGCGCGCCGGCGACCCGAGGAAACGGAGGACGUGGACGUCGGACGUCCGGACUCGCCCAACGCUCACGCGCAGACGGCGCACGCCAGCGACGUGUGUUUCUUCUGCCGCGAGAAAGUCUACGCGAUGGAGCGCGGGAGCGCCGAAGGUGUCUUUUUUCACUUUCGCUGCUUUGCGUGCCGGCUGUGCGGCGGCACGCUCAGAGUCGCCGCCUACCGUUUCCGCGCCGUCGACGGGACGUUUUCGUGUCCGCAGCGGUGCCGAGCGGCGGAAGUCGACGACCGGCCGCCGGGACGGCGGACGCCUCGCGUAAGCGCGCGCGUUCCUCGCGCGGGAGCGAUUCGGUUUAACGUCGAUCGUCUCCCACCCCAGACGUCGCCGCGGUCGUCAUCGUGCUCCCGAGCCUCCGCGGAAGCGGAGUGUCGUCGCCGUCUUUCGGUAUUUUCAGUGACGUCGGUGACCCGCGAGCGAAUCGAGCUGGAGAACGACCGAGCGGACGAAGCGGAGGCUGGCCGGUUUUCCCCGUCUCCCACGCCUUUCUGUCCGAGCGCCGACCGAGACGCGUGGACUUCCAGUUCCGAGUCAGGGUCGGAGGUGCCCGAUCCCGCCCGGCGGGAGGAGGAGCUUGGACGCGGCAGCGAGGACAAGGAGGAAGAAUCCAGCGACGGUCCGUCACGUCCGAGUCGUCGCCCCGACGGGUGUUCUCACCGACGAUCGCUCGCGGCGGGCGCCGCCGACGUCGCGACGCCCGGGACUCCGCCGGUCACCGCCGUCGACGAGGUCGACGACGCUUCCUCCUUCUUUUCCCCCUCGCCUUUUGAGAAAGAGAUUUUUCUGACGAAAACGGCGGCGGGAGGAGCUUUGCCUUUCUCUCUGAAGAAGCUCCUCCCGCUGCCCGCGGCUUACGCGGAGGGGGCGGGGCUAAGGGGACGUCUGCAAAAUGCAGAGUCGCCGCCCUCCCGUCGAGCGGAAGGAGCGGCCGGGGCUCUGUGGAAGGCCGUGAUCGGCAGAAACAAGAAAAAGGUCCGUCGAGCCGAGUCCCCGCCGGAGGACGUUGGCAGCGGAAGCUCUCCGGAGCUCGGAAAUGAGGCGAGACGCAAAAAAUCGGUCAGCGCGGACGAACGCGGAGACGUCGGCCUUCGCCGCGGUCCGGACACGGCGGCCGGACGGGAAAGGUCGAACGGGAAGGAGCCGGACGCCGUGCGGGUACGUCCGACCGGAGCGCCGGGAUCCGUCCGGACGUCGACCUCUGUCGCGCCGUCUCGGCCCGCGUACGUUCCUCACGCGCUCGCCUUCGAGCGAGCGUUUCCCAUCAAGCUCCGGCGCCGGCAUUUCCCGCAGCCGGCUACUCCCGGCGAAGGCGACGGACGCUCGUCCCGCGCCACGGAGGUGGCGGGCGUCCUUGUUCGGCCCGAGGAGCCCUCCGGCCUCAGCGUCCCGGAGAGCCUCUUCCGAGGUCUCCCCGCGGGCGGGCGGCCGGACCCCGCCGAGCGUCGUCGCCCGCGGGAGAGCGCCCGCCGGCGAGCCAAAAGGCGCCAGCUCAAGAGGUUGCGCAAAGCGCAGAUGAUCCAUAGGGAGCUGCAGCUGGCGGAGGAACAGCAGCGAUGCCUGGAGGCCGCCGGAGCGGCGCUGGAGAAACAUCUCAGGGGAGACGACCGAGGUAAGGCUCGGACCGCGACCAGAGGAACGGCGGCCGGAAGACGAAGCCUGCCGACUCCGAUCUGCGGCAGGAGAGGACGUCGACGACAAAAGCGGCCUCAUGCGGCUCUGGUUCCGCCUGGUCCAGCGGAAGAACCUUCUGCUUCGGUACGAGUCGGAGCUGGCCAUACGCGCUCGAGAACUGCAGCUGGAAGACCGGCAGAGCGGCUUGCAGCGGGAGCUCCGAGAGAACCUGAGCCUGGACGACCGCCUGAAGGACGAGGAGGAGCUCGGGAAGGAGCGUCGCCUCCUGGAGGAGAUGCUGGACGUGCUGGAGCAGAGGAAGGCUUUGCUGCCCCUGCUGGAGGAAUUGCGAAAAAUGGACGAGCGCUAAGACCUCGACCUCCCGGCCUUCGGACGGGAUCGGCCCUGACCCGCGGACGAGUGCGAAGACCUCGACCUCCCGGCCUUCGGACGGGAUCGGCCCUGACCCGCGGACGAGUGCGAAGACCUCGACCUCCCGGCCUUCGGACGGGAUCGGCCCUGACCCGAGACCGUAAGCGACGCCGGGCUGGCGCCUCAUCGUUGAAAAUUGAAAUGAAUGGAAUAGAAAUGCCUCCGACUGGUUAUUACAGCUCAAAUUGCUCGUUCGGCACUCCAUUCUGAUGAUUUUCACGUCAGAGUCGAGGAUUUUGCCUCGUCUCCCAGUCGAGUAGGCUACGCCUUACCAGUAUUGUUGAUCUUACUUUAAAAAAGGUAGUGAUUUCCCCCAAAAAGUCAUUGUGACUCACUCACCCGUUACUUUUCAUGUUCUACACGUGAUGACAUUCUUUCACAUCAAAGGUGUUGAUGUUUUUCCAUUCAUAAAAACAAAGCAAAUGUAGGUCACACUUUUUACAUUUCUUUGUAAAAAUAUCACCCAUAUAGGAAGUGAAACGCUUUCCAAACUUGAUCUUUCAAAUGCUGUGAGAAAAAAAGCCUCGUUUUUCCUGUUGUCCUGAACCCGCAUUGAACCGUGACUUGUCUGUAUAGUCACAGCCCUAAUAAAUCUCAUUUUCAACAUGCAGGCGACUCUCGUUGUUUUUGGUUCAAAAAACAUCGCGCAAGGUUCACGGAUACGCCAUUCAAGAACAUUUAGGGCAAGUGACUAAAAAAAAAAAAGUCUUACAUUGCAGUAUCCACAAGAACAACACCAACUCGGUGACGAUCACGCACACUCGGCAGGAAAAGAAUUCAUUGGGAUCUUGUCGGACCGCCGAUCAAUUGGCUUGAUUUUGAGCAUUAGAAAGUCUUAUGUUGCCACAUCCUCGUUGAAAGCCUUUUAUUUAUUGAGUUGUAGAUCAAUUCCAGUGUUGUCGGCCAGCAAAAAAAAGGGAACUCUCAGCCCGGCUUCUCGUUACAAAACUGGUGCAAUUGCGGAAAUAAAGAAAGCAGAGGGUGGGACGAUCGGCGGGGGAGGCGCCGGCCCGUGUCCUACGGCUGCGCCGUCACCUUCAGGUCUUUGGCGACCAGUCCGGAAGUUACCGGAUGCAUGGCGGCCCGGCUAUCCAGGAACACCCGCACCGCUUCCUCUCGGUAUUUUUCAAAGUGAAAGACUUCCCUGUAUGGACAGAGGCCACGCGGUGAGAAGCCCCGAAUGAAGA